Chanos chanos (milkfish) is the source of this 1296-nucleotide messenger RNA. RefSeq names its product QRFP-like peptide receptor. Gene Ontology annotation, biological process: G protein-coupled receptor signaling pathway. NCBI's taxonomy places the organism in Eukaryota, Metazoa, Chordata, Actinopteri, Gonorynchiformes, Chanidae. Gene Ontology annotation, molecular function: G protein-coupled receptor activity. The record is from RefSeq and is a predicted model, not a curated record. The transcript has a single exon. Gene Ontology annotation, cellular component: plasma membrane. Bases 1 to 1296 code for a protein of 431 amino acids.
AUGAAUCACUCUUCAGAUUUUGAGAAAACAGAGCUGCAGUUCUCUAAUUCAAUUUUGUCUGGAAAUGUCUCGCACGGUGAGACCAAAGACAGUGACGAUUUUUUCCUGCACCAGAGUGACGAACUGGAAAGAUUGCUCCUCUUGACUAUCAGGGAGCCCACCACAAUUACUCUUACUGUGAUGUACACGCUUGCUUUUGUUGUGGGCUUUGUGGGAAACAUCAUGGCCAUCCGAGUCCUAACCAGUCAGAGGAGCAAGAGAUUGCAAGGGGUAAGUGCCACCAGAAGCCUGCUCAUCAACCUGGCCGUGUGUGACCUCAUGGUUGUCUGCAUAUGCAUGCCAAUCACUCUGGGCCAUAAGAUCUACACGGCCUGGGUGUACGGAGAUUUCCUCUGCCGCGCCGUCCCUUUCAUCCAGGCUGUGUCUGUGUCGGCGAGCGUCCUCAGCCUGACGGUCAUUAGCGUGAACAGGUACUACAGCGUCCACAGCCCCCUGAACGCUCGUUUCUUCUUCACUCAGAAGAAAAUCCUCUGGACGAUUAUGGUGGUAUGGGUUCUCUCCUCAGGGAUCUGUGCUCCCCUUCUUUUCAUGAUUAAACUGGACGAGCUUCGGGUCAUGGAUAUCACGUUUCCCAUUUGCAGAGAGCUUUGGCCCCACGCAAAGCUUAAACAGUUCUACAACGUCUUACUCUUUGUCACCCUUUACUGUAUACCGGUCACUUUUAAUCUGACCAUCAGCUUCCUGACGGGGAAAAAGCUCUGGAGGGCAUCCAGACGCUUUGUGGACUUUGACCCUCACAGUCAAGCCGUGCACACGUCGUGUCUUAAGACGCGGAAAAAGAUUGCCAAGAUGGUGGUGGCGCUCGUGAUCCUCUUUGCCAUUUCCUGGCUUCCCUUGUACGUGGCGGAUAUCAUGAUCGAUAGGGAGGUGCACCCUCCGCAUUGGGUUCUUCAGAUGCGUCCAUUUGCCCAGUGGCUUGGUCUUGCCAACUCCAGCCUGAAUCCCAUUUGCUACUGUUUCAUUGGGGACCUCUACCGCUCGGCCAGAGUGAUCAAAUCCAAGUACCAUCAGAGGAUGCUCUCCUUCUUCGGAGCCUCCACCUCCACAAAAUUGUCCCAGUUGCUCUCACUCAAGAGGGAGCAGGAAAGCAAUCAGCAAGGCACUGACCUCCAUGUGGUGUCAGAGGACACCUUCUCCAACUGGUGCUCUCACACCAAUGUCUAUGAACAUUCCAAUCAGGUGGUGUCUCUUCAGAGCCUCUCUGUAAAAACAAGUCCUCCUGAACUCCUUACUUAG